This is a messenger RNA of Beauveria bassiana ARSEF 2860, 1260 nucleotides long. RefSeq lists its product as uncharacterized. The coding region runs from base 1 to 1260 and encodes 419 amino acids. Lineage: Eukaryota; Fungi; Ascomycota; Sordariomycetes; Hypocreales; Cordycipitaceae. The record is from RefSeq and is a predicted model, not a curated record. The transcript is spliced from 3 exons.
AUGCCCCCGUUCAUCUCUCAGCUGGUGCGCCGUACCUUUGACUUUGGGAUAGCAUCGCGCGAGUUUUCGGAUCAGUUCAAGAAUCCCAGCGACAUAUUUUCAGUGCUCCUGCUCCUUGGAGGCGCGAGCGAUCCCGUCGGCCGGGCUCUGGCGCAAAUUAGCGGUUCUAGGGUCACACCCGUGGCAUUCUCCUUUGUCUCCUUUAUGCUCGAAAUCGCUGUGGGCGCCGCCGUUGGCGAGAUCAAGCUCAUGCCGCGGCCCGACUAUGCUUGCAAGGUAAUCAAUACGGACAGCCGUCAGGUCACCACUAACUGUAGCUGGGUCAUUGGCCGUAUUAUGCGAGAUUUUGAAUUCUGGAUGGACAAUCGCAUCCGGGAGAGCUUGCGCUCUGCGAUUCAGUCAUCGUGGGAAUCUAGCAUGCAACGUGGGCUCGAUAUCCCCAAGCCUACGCGGGUAGGCUUGUGCGUCUCUAUAUACAAGGCUGACGGCCAGAGGCGUGGCGCUGGCCGCGACUCCCCAUAUUGGUCUGGUGUUGGAAUAAUAUCUAUCCAGCUCAUCGUUGCAGUCGUUGCCUUGGCUGUGUCUGGCGACUGGAGCAUAUUGCUCAUCCUUGCGUCUGGCACAUUGUUGGCCAUGUCAACUGGUAGCCUGGGACAGUGGUCCCGAGAGAAAUGGGCCUGCAGAAAAGGCACGAGAAAGAAUUUUGUUUUGACGCAAGGAAAUGGUAGCCAGCAUGCCAUUGUGAUUAUCGGCAAUGACAAAGGACUCGAUCUCGAAGACCUGGCCAUGGGACUUGACGACCCCCGCCGCGUCCCUGUCUCUUUGACAGCUCGAAUCACUGUCAUGGUUCUAGCUUUGCUCUGGCUCUUUCUUCUCAUCACCGCCACCGGAAUCAAACAACAUACGUGGUACAUUCUUGCCAUUGGUUUCCUAGGUAUCCUGGGAAACACCCACAUUGCUGGUGCGAAUCGACGUCCAGAGAUGCAAGGAAUUCCGCUCAUAUAUGAGGGUGUCAUUUGUGAAACAAAAGUCAUGGCUACUCUGUUAAAGGUUGAGAAGGAGUAUCCGAAAUGUGGAAUCUGCAUGGUGAAUUUGUUUUUUCCUGGCAAAUUGCGACAAAUCGAAGAAGACGAAUGGGCAGCGUUGGACCAGAGUUUGCCAGAAGGGCUGGACUUUGGUCAUGACAAGGAUGCUGGCGCUUUGGAGAUUGGCGUGCUCAACGUCUUUGGCCGCGACUCAAGUUUGAUAUGCGUUCCUUGA